AUGGACAACUUUGGUCUCGGCACGGUCGUGGAUAUUGCUUCACACUUGAGGACGCUCACUGUCCUCAGUGACUCUUCGGCCUCAUCUGGAAACCGCCUUGAGCGUCAGCAGUUCCUCAUCAGAUAUGCCGUCAUGCUCAAGACNUUUCAAAAAUGUGUCAACCAGAUCGGUAUUCCAGCAAGAAAAUUCUUGGUUCACGUCCAGUGCGAUGAUUCCAUGGAACAAUUGGAUCGGUUUCUUCGCGACACGGUUCUAUUCUAUCGAGGGGCCCGGAGCCGCCAGUACAGAUUACCGGUCGUCGCUUGUGAACCUUCUCGAGAGUUUACUAUCAACAUUACCAUGGGAGACAGACUACAAUCUAUCAAGAACAUGGAUCAGUUCUGCAAGGAUAUGGAAGAGAGGGUUCUCGAUUAUCUUGCUAUCGUUCUCGGCGAUUUUGCAAAAAUCCGUGGCUACUAUUCAGAGCAUAAAGAGAUGGAGGGCACUGUGAAGGAGGGCAAGCAAGUUCUUAGAGACACGUGGAUCAGGGUGAGGGAGAUCCACCUUCCUCUCAUCGACAUAGCCAUGCAGUAUUGGGAGGAUGAAAAUGAACAGGAGCUAGAAGAUGCUUGUCGCAGACUCAGAUGGAAAGAAGUUCAUGAAUCAAUUCUCUACCAUCCGAUGGAGGAUCAGAUCGCAGAGCGUGAGGCGGUGACGUCGGUCUCUUCGUCUUCGUUACGUCUCCAGGCUACCACCCUCACAAUCACAGGCGGACUUGGAUCUCUCGGCCGUCUCCCAAGCGAAAUUCGCAACAGUAUCUACAGCUUCUGGGUCGAUCUCAUCCUCGAGGAAUGUCAGGAUUCUCCGCAUGAGGGAAUCCUUGCAUCCAAGGUAUUGAGUCAACUCAACAAACCCUUCAUUCGUCUGAUCAGCAGGCAGUUGUCAGCAGAACUGCGCGGUGUGUUCCUAUUACAGAUCAAACGUCACACUGUGGUGGAGUCUUGGAGUCGAAUGUGCCUGUACAAGCAGUUCCUGGCCCUUGUUAGGGGUGGCACUUCUGGCAACAACUUCAGAAGUACUGUUCAAGGCCUAGGUCUGAUUGUGAAUCUCUCAAGCCACAGUUUUGGAUCGAGUCUGCCUCGGCCAGUUGCAGAAAGUAUGGCACAAGAUGUGCAAGCCUUAUGGUGGCUUCACCGACAUCACCACAUUACAACCUCGCAAGUCUUCAUCCUGGUGAUGCAUAGACUGCCCUCGGAAGACUACUUACGGUUUCGAGUGCGACCUUGGUCUCGACAGCCGAACGAGGAGUUUCCAGAGCGCGGAUUGUCCGAUCCCUGGACGAUCAAGAUACAUGUUACCAACCCCAAAGCUUCGGCAAAGGCACUCAGGAAAAGCAUAGACCAAGCUCAAGAACAGUUCGCAAAGGAAAUCAAGGACAAUGAACUGGGAUCUCGUCAUGUCUCUCUCAUUUUGACAGAGUAUCGGUGGAACAUUGCUGAUUAA
Messenger RNA from Aureobasidium uvarum, 1482 nucleotides. The record is from the annotation of a GenBank genome assembly. Lineage: Eukaryota; Fungi; Ascomycota; Dothideomycetes; Dothideales; Saccotheciaceae.